This is a messenger RNA of Rubroshorea leprosula, 614 nucleotides long. The record is from the annotation of a GenBank genome assembly. Lineage: Eukaryota; Viridiplantae; Streptophyta; Magnoliopsida; Malvales; Dipterocarpaceae.
GCACCAACUAGUGGAAGCACUGAAAUCAUUAAGGCAAACAAGAGCAAAUUCAUCAGUCAUCAGAGACGUAAAAAGAAGUUAUAAUGGCUGGAACCCAUGGGAGAUUCAGGCGCAAGCUCAAGACUUUACGGAGGAUGAAAGUGACAUCUGCUGCAACAAAGGCGGAGAUGACCUAUGUUAGACAGGAAACGGCACAAAUGGCCGCUUCAAUGGAAGAUAUAAAAUUCGAGCAUGACUUGUUAAAGGCAUCACUCCACCAACAAUUUAAUGAUAUGCUUCUUGUGUCAGAAGCGGUGGACAAUCUUACCCAAAUUAUACUUCAGCUUUAAUUGGCUGAGGAUGGAUAAAAGCCAUUUAUAACAUGUUCCCUCAAUGUUGUGUCACAAGUCCAUGGUUCGACUUUAGAAUGAAAGUUGUCUCUUUUAAUACCCAUGUCAUGUAUGUUGUUUGGUUUUAGUUAGGUUUGGUACUUCAACAUCUUCCUAGGGUUUGGGAUCUCGGCUGAGUCUUAAGGAGUUAAUGAGUUUCGGGGUUUUAGUUCUAAAUGGUCUUUUAGGACAAGUUUGGAAAUUAGGAUAAGAUUGGAUGAGAUAAAAUCAAUAGGAAAGGAUAUG